Molecule: messenger RNA, 2165 nt
Organism: Ictalurus punctatus (channel catfish)
Lineage: Eukaryota; Metazoa; Chordata; Actinopteri; Siluriformes; Ictaluridae
Gene: pacc1
Product: proton activated chloride channel 1
Exons: 9
Coding region: 331-1383 (350 amino acids)
Source: RefSeq, a predicted model, not a curated record
UUGCUUCAUUUAUUGUUUAUAUUUUUAAAAUCUAAAAGUACUGCUUAAACGCACAUUACUGUACAAAACAGUAUCUAUGAAUCAUCAUCAUUAUUAUUUAGUAUUAUUCCUCUGUAGUGGAAACAGCUGAACACUUACACUUUCGCCCCAGGCGCUGUGAUGUCACUGCUGGCGGCGGAGCAGCUGAGAGACACCUUAUCGCCGUCCUCAUGUGAAGUUACCGCGAUAUGUUAACUGAUCCUCAUGAGUGGCAUCGCAUGGACUGCACUUUAACAUUGUUAAACAAGUUGCCAGUAAUACCGAAAUCCGUGUAAAACACCAGGGCAGAAAAUGCUACGAAAGGAGACAUCCUGCUGCUACCAAGAGUUUAAUGAUGAGGAUUGUGCACGAGUGUCUGCAUCCUACCAGCACAAUGGAGAUGCUGACCAGGAUCAAGAUGAAACCAACUGUGAUGUCUUACCAGAUGUGGAUGUUAUGGACAGCAGUCCACACUCUACUGCCUUCAACAAAGCUUGUUUGAAAAAUGUCUUCACAGUCAUUCUUGUUCUCAUCUACCUUCUGCUAACAACAGUGGCUGUAUUUUUGGCCUACCAAACCAUAUCGGACUUCUUGGAGAAGCUCAAUCAUCCUGUAAUGUCUGUGUCAUACAAAGAGGUUGAGGAGUUUGCUCCCCCAGGAAUUGCACUGUAUCCAGGGAAAGCUCGGUUAUUAAGCUGCCGGCACCACUACCACGAUUAUAUUCCCUCCCGUUUAUUGACAGGGCAGAUGGAGGACAGUGACUGUGUAAUACAGAACGUUAUUUAUAAUGACCCAUACACAAACCAUACAAAACAAGCCCUGGUGGUUGAAGGUCCAACAGAUGUCAGGAACCGAGAGCUCAUAUUCCUACAGUUCAGUCAGAAUGAAACUGAAGAGGACUUCAGUGCCAUCAGUUACAUGCUGUUUGCCCAGUUCAGUGAUCUGGUUAAAAGCUCAGAUAAAGCUGUAUUCAUGAGGGACUGUGAGAAAAACUACUCAAUGUGGACUUUCUCUGGUGGCUUUCGUACCUGGGUCAAAAUGUCUUUGGUACGGACAUCUGGGAAAGGAAACGAAUCUGUCGAAUUCAGGCAAGAGUCAAGUGUGGUGAAGUACAAUGACAAGAGGCCUCCACAAAACCAAACUGAUGAGCUUUUCUUUAUUGUCUUUCAAUGGCGAGAUCCAUUUAUACAACAAGUCAAAGAUAUCGUCACAGCAAACCCAUGGAACACCAUAGCCAUUCUGUGUGGGGUCUUGAUGGCUCUUUUUAAAGCGGCCAACUUUACCAAGCUGAGCAUUAAGUGGAUGAUCAAAAUUCGCAAAAGACACUUAAGAGCAAAAAUUAGGGAAAUGAACCAAAUUAGCUGACUGACGAUUAAUAGCUGUCUAUUGUCCAACGAUCACUAUUCACUUUCAAUACUUUCAAAGGGAUUUUAAUGUUAAUGAGAACAUUUUAGUUUUUAUAACUAAUUUCAACAUAACAGUGAAUUAUUAUUUUUAUUGAAUCAGUAUUUUAUUACUUGACAUUUCAGAAUGACUACUGACAUUAUUUUGAAUAUUAAUACUAAAGUUCUUUGCACAAGGGCUGGAUGAGAGUAUAUCAAACUGGCUUUGGCAAUGUAGAGAAUCUUUUACAAUUCUUCUCCAGUCUCUUCUCGGAAACAUUGAUGCUAGAUGCUGCGUCAUCUUAUUUCAGUCGUCUAUGCAGCAAAUAGAACAUGGAUUUAGGGCUGGAUCUCUGAAAGCAAAGAAUCUGUUGUUAUUAUUAGUGUGUCACUGUUGUCAAGAUUAUUGUGACUCUCACUGUUAUUUGUGACCAAAUCCAGUUGCAACAUAAUUUGAAAUGUGCUCGGAGAGCUGCUUGAUUUUAAACAAUGAGAAAGGGAAAAUGUAUUAUGUUUCUGUUUUGUCUGUUACUAUUUCUGUACUUGUGUGACUGUCCAUUUUAAAACAGCAAACAUUUCUUUGGCUGACAUACGUUAUUUGCUCAGUGACAAACAAAGAUGUUCCUGUGACAUGUAAAGAGUACUUAUGUAAGUCCAUGCAAUCCUUUGAACACACACAAUGUUGAAUUUACAAUUUGUAUUAAGACAAUAUGGAUUUGUGCACAUUCUUUCAUUCAACAGUAAAUAAGAGAAAGGAAAACUUAA